AUCCAAAGAUCAUAAAUAUUUCAUGAUCAUUUUCAUGAAAUUUUUUUCAUAAUCCCUAACUUUUCUCUUAUAUAAUAUCAUGAAUAAACAAUAAGUUUGCAUGUUUGGUGUAAUUGAGAUCAUCGAAUGAUGGUUUUUCCACUCACUUUCAUCUGUAUUUUCACUCUUCUUCUCUCCCUCUUCACCAAACUCUCCGUGGCAAUCGACACCCUAUCUCCAGACGAAACACGCACCGACAACGGUGAACUGCUUGUCUCCUCUGGCGAAGCGUUCGAAUUAGGCUUCUUCAGUCCACCAUAUUCCAACAAUCGCUAUCUCGGAAUAUGGUUUAAGAAUGUCCCAAUACGAACACCCAUUUGGGUGGCAAACAAAAACAACCCAAUAUCAGAUUCAUCAGGCCUCCUCACAAUCACCGCCACCGGCAACAUCAUCAUCACCACUAACACCACCACCAACCAAACAACCACCGUUUGGUCUUCCUCAAAUUCAUCGCCACCAACACCACCAAACAACCCAAUUUUGCAGCUGCUAGACUCUGGCAACCUUGUGGUGAAAAAUGGUGGCGGCGAUUAUCUGUGGCAAAGUUUUGAUUACCCAUGCGAUACAUUAGUACCUGGUAUGAAGCUCGGAUGGAACUUGAGAACCAAUCAAGAAUGGUUCUUAACAUCGUGGAAAACCUUGCAAGAUCCAUCUUCUGGCGACUAUACGUACAAACUAGACCGUCGUGGCCUCCCACAAAUAGUCCUUUACCAAGGAUCAACAGUGAACUAUCGAGGCGGUUCUUGGGACGGUGUUGGCUUCGGUGGAGACCCUCCUCUACCCACAAAGGCCGUGGUCGAUAACAUCUUCAUCAUCAACGCAAUCGAUGUUUACUACACCUUUAAGAACAGGGAUGAUACUGCUAUUUCAAGGUUUGUAGUGAACCAGACAGGCUCGCUUCAGCUCCUCACAUGGAAUGAAAGGCUUGGCGAAUGGUUCAAUUUAAUUACAAUGCAACGCGAUGCUUGUGAUGUCUAUGCAACGUGUGGCCCUUACGGUUUAUGUCGCUUCGAUGUUUUAGCUGCUUGUAACUGCCCAAAUGGGUUCAUACCCAGAUUGCAACAGGAGUGGGACAGGGGUGAUUGGUCAGGUGGGUGCGUGCGGAGGACACCAAUGAAUUGCAGUGCCCCUCAGGGAUUCAGAAAAUUGCCAGGGCUGAAAUUGCCAGAAUCAUCGUAUUUCUUAGUGGAUAUGACCAAGAUGAGUCUGGUCGACUGCAAAGAGGCUUGUUUAAGAAAUUGUACUUGUGUUGCUUUUUCACUAACUAGUGUGAGUGGUUGCGUGGUAUGGUUUGGAGAGUUGCUUGAUAUGAAAGAGUUUAGUGAACAUGGACAAGAUUUGUAUAUUCGGAUGGCUGCUUCUGAUCUUGGUAAGUGUUUUCCAUAUAGUACAAUGACGAGAACAAAAACUCAAUACCAAUAUCGUAUUUUUCCACUUAAGGGAUCCAAUAAAAAGAACAAACGAACUGCAAUGAUCACAUCAAUAACAGUCAUUUCAGGGGUUCUUGUCUUGAGUUUAAUCAGCUGGUAUUUUUUGAAGGAGCUUCACUUGAGAAGAGCUCGGAGAUUGGAUAAGAGAAACCAAAAGGUUCAAGACAACAACCAAAGAAUUGUGGAGGAGGAGGACUUAGCAUUACUUUUAUUUGAUUUGGCUACCGUUUCUAGUGCCACUAACAACUUCUCCUUAACAAAUAAGAUUGGAGAAGGUGGUUUUGGUCCUGUUUACAGGGGUGAACUCACAACUGGAAAAGAAAUAGCAGUGAAGAGACUCUCCAAAACUUCAGGGCAAGGCUUCACAGAGUUCAAGAAUGAGGUCAUCUUAAUUUCAAAGCUACAACAUCGAAAUCUAGUUAGACUUUUGGGAUGUUGCAUUCAUGAAGAGGAGAGGAUGUUGAUCUAUGAGUACAUGCCAAACAAAAGUUUAGACACAUUCAUCUUUAAUCGAACAAGAGGUAUAUCACUUGAUUGGAAAAAGCGCAUUGACAUAAUAGUGGGAAUUGCUCGAGGACUUCUCUAUCUUCAUCGAGAUUCAGGAUUGAGAGUAAUUCAUAGGGAUUUGAAAGCAGGAAACAUUUUGUUGGACAAUGAGAUGAAUCCUAAAAUUGCAGACUUUGGGUUAGCAAGAUCGUUUGGUGGUGAUCAAUUUGAAGAAAAUACAAAUAGGGUUAUUGGGACUUAUGGCUAUAUGUCUCCUGAAUAUGCAAUAAAUGGACAUUUUUCAAUGAAAUCCGAUGUUUUUAGCUUUGGUGUAAUGGUUUUAGAGAUUGUGAGUGGCAAGAAGAAUAGAGGAUUCUAUGAUCCUGAUCAUGACCUUAACCUUUUGGGACAUGUGAGUUCAAAAUUUAAUGUUACGAAUUGUAUGAGGUUAGAAUUUGUUUUAUGGUGUGAAUCAAAUUAUGAAUUGUUUUUUGAUGUAGGCUUGGAAGUUAUGGAACGAAGGAAAUCCCAUAAAACUAUUUGAUGUUUUCAUGGAGGAUCCAGUUCCCACAUCAGAAGUGUUUAGAUGUAUCCAAGUAGCUCUUUUGUGUGUGCAACAACGUCCUGAAGAUAGACCGACAAUGUCAUCUGUUCUAUUAAUGUUGGAUAGUGAGAACCCAGUGUUGCCCAUGCCUAAACAACCCGGCUUUUACUCUGAAAGCCAGCUUUCAUCAACUGGGAAACAUCAUUGUACAACAAAUGAAGUAACCAUUACAAUGCUACGUGGUAGAUAGAAUUGUUGUUCUAAUCUUUGUAAAAAAAUAUUUUCAUAGCUUGUAUUGCUUUGUAAAUGUAAAAUGUCAUCUAUCAAACUCGUAAAUUUGUAAUUUGUUUGGGGAAAAGAAAAAGAAAAUAAAUUAAUUUUAUUACAUGAUUUUAAUUAUGCAAUGAAAACGUUAUUGUCAUUUUAGUGAAAUCAUUUGGGAUAAUAUUAAUCAUAUAAACACUUGGCUUCAUACCUACCUCUUGCUCUGUUAGUGACUUCAAAAUUUUAUUUUAUUUAUUUAUUUAGUUUUUUUUUUGGGAGUCUUUCUUGUAUUUUACUAAUUGCUUAUUGUAAUUAUGAAAUUGAUGCUCUUUACGUCAAGUCCCCUACUGCUAAUCUUUGGUUAAAGGAGAAACUAAGGUGUUAAAAAAAGGAUAAAUUAUCACUUUUUAUUCUUAUAGUUUGGCCCAAUUAUCAUUUUGAUUCAUUUUAUUUCAAUUUCAAUAAUUUAGUGCCGACAUUUUUAAGUUUUGAUUGGUCAUUCCAAUAUGAAAAAGAUUGAACACUUGAGUUUGCUUAGUUAUAAGUUAAUAGGGGUGUAAAUCUGGCCCGACCCGGCCCAUGUCGGGCCUCGCGGGCUCCCUCCAAAAUUUGGGUCGGGUCGGUCACGGGCCAAAAAAAUAGACCCAUGGGUAUUCGGGUCUUGGGCGCGCUAGAGGGUUGGGCCUCUGGGCAGCCUGGUGGGCCUAGGUCUGGCCUCGGGCUUGGGUCGAGCUUAGGUAGGCCUGACCAUCUCUUUUUGUUUUUUUAAAUUUUUUCUACCAAAAUUUUAUUAUUUUAAACUAGAAAAACACUGGGCCUCGGGUGAGUCGAGGGGCCGAGCCUUGAGCCCGGCCUUGAGUGGGCUUUAAACGAGCCGAUUAGGCC
This is a messenger RNA of Camellia sinensis, 3648 nucleotides long. NCBI's taxonomy places the organism in Eukaryota, Viridiplantae, Streptophyta, Magnoliopsida, Ericales, Theaceae. The record is from RefSeq and is a predicted model, not a curated record.